AUGGUCUCAUGCCUUUUUUUGUGUCAACGUCACAGUGCAAGCAACCUACACCCCUUUGAGAUUGAGGACCGUUUGCGUCGAUCACUUCAUUCUCUGGUCUAUUGCUUCUCAUUCUCCUUCGGUCACCAAGGUCGUUUUCUUCUUAUUGUUAUCGAAUUUGUUAUCAAUGAAAGAAAAGACUUAGCUGAUCUUCUGCCUAACAAACAAAAGUUUGCAGCAGAAAUAAUUCCCCUUUUUUCUCGAAAAUAUUGGAAAAGUUAUAACGGAAUUUUCUCUUUUUCAACUGUUUUCAAAAAAUCUAUGCUUCAUCAAGCCGUCUUAUCAAGAGAAAUGGCUUUUAUCCAUCAACCCUCUUUCACGAAAUCCUGACACUGUGCGUAUGAGAGUUUGAUAUCCUUCAAUGGAUUCGAAAUCUGAAGGUCGUAAUUUUUAAAGAUGGUCAGAUCUUGUGAUAUAAUACUGCAAAGCAGAAUUUAGAAUGAAUUUUUAGUUUUGUUCACCGCUUCCUUAUCGCAGACCGGUCAACUUUUCUAGAGAAGGGAGACAUUCAAUGAUUUUUUGAACUGGCAGCGGACGGGUGCUUCCGGAGCCGCCAAGACAAAAGACCCGUGGGCAACAAUUGUUUCCAAACCGUCGCUGUUUUUCCAUCGUUCUCCAUUGCGUUCGCCACACCACAAGAAGCCGUUUUCAAUGCUUCAUUGUUCUUCGCAUUGGUUUAGAAGCAUUCGUCAAAUUUGUUGUGUCCGUCUUUGGCUUCUCUUACAAACUUGCGGUGUUCAGAGGUCCGGCCCGAUCACGUUGCUUUCUCUUUUUUUUUCCAAUUGCUGUUAUUCAUUGCAGGCGAUUGCGGGUAAUUGGACUUUUCUUUGCUUCGAUUUUGAUUGUACUGUUCCUUUGUGUACUGGAAAUUCAAGUGUACUAUUUGAAGUUUGAGUUUUUCUUUCUCAAUACUAUGGACCCAAAUCGGGUGGUAGUCAUCAAAGGGUUUUUUGCUAAUUCAAGAAUUCUUUUUUUUUAUUCCUGAAAUCCAAAUCAAAAGCGCUUAUCAUUCCAAAACAUAUAUUAACUUUUAUUUUAGUUUUUAAAAAGUCAAAAGUAAAACCACGCUAACGUAUUUUUUUUUUCUCCUUAGUUAACUCUUAUUUCACAUUAUUUUUAAUUGAACUCUCCACUGAGUUAUUUUCAUCUCAAACACCAACUAAUUUCGAAAAGCGUUUCUGCCAAAGAAAAGCGAAUAAUAGGUAUAGGAACUGGUGAAGCGAUUAUGUCGUUUAUGGGUUGGAAAGUGAAAUCGCGCUCAAUUACCAAUUUGUUGGAAGUCGAUUCGACUGCGAACGCCAUUUGGCUGCUUUUGACUGUCAAAUACUUCGUUAUCUAUGAUCUAUUUCAAUGAGUCAGCCUUUCGUGUUCAGGUUAAAUAAUUUAAUGUUCCAUGGUUUUUUAGUAGAAACUCCCUAUCCCAUUAGCUUCAACAUCAACUAGACGAAUGCAACCUGUUCGAUAAUUUGCGGUCAGUGAUCGCUAGACGGAAGUAUACAUACCCAAUUUUUCAACUCAUCAAAGGUCCUAGCGUCUGAGUUUAGUUUGGUUGCAACCGGUUGGGUUGAAGCUACAAAAUGGUACCUUUGUGUAAGUUCCCACCGCUCAAUCAUUCCAUAGUUACUCUGUUGAGGUGAAAAGUGUGACGGAAAAGAAAUCCGCAACAAUUUCGCUGAACUUUGCGUUCCAGCCAUGGCGAACGACCAAAUAUGGUCAUGGAUGAGAGAACCCGUCGAAAUGUUGCCAUUUUCUCUUUCGCCAUUGACUGAACUACUGUCGAGGAAAAAUAAUGGAAAAUCCUUCAAAUACCAGGAAAAUCUUUUUAUCUUCAGUUUGGAAAUCGAAUGAUGAUCAAAAAAAGCUUUUCCAUUCAGAUAGAGAAAAAAAUGUAUACGAAUAGGAGCUUAAAACUAUUUCUAUUGCUUCGAUUUCACAUUUGAAAACUUGAAAGUAGUUUUUUACCAAUUCUGUCAGCAAAAAGUCAAGAUCAUUUCAUUUACUUUUCUUCAUUUUUUAUUUCCGUUUUUUGGCUUAAGAGAUAUAAUGAUAACGACUUUAUGGUCGUUAUUGGGAUAAAUAUUUUCCCUCAUAUUUUUUUUGAUUUGGCGCCUUUUCUCGUGUCUACUUGAUGACCAAAAAAGACCCUGAACGAUCGUUUCGCUCGUGAAAAAUCCCUACACACUCGAGAAACUCAAGCACCAACAAAAUGAAUCGAAAAAAACCAAGUGGAAUUGUUUGAUUUUCACGGGUCGUUUUCUUUCCAAAUUGUCGGUUGUUCAUCCGUCUCGGGACUUUUCAAUUGCCUGUGGUUUUCUCUUUUUUUUUCGCAAAGUUUUCCGGAUGUCCCUCCGUCCAAUUUUUGCAUUUAACUUCUUUCUCUUCUUCAUGAACUUCUGAUCCCGUUUUUUGAAAUUCCCCAUUUGAAAAUACUUUAAUCUACCUACUGGAGUGGGGACAUUUUUGAAAAAAUAAAAACGCGGCUUAUCCUUUUUUUAAAUGAGAUUCGCAGAUUUUGUAUGAAUUUUUGAAAUCAUCCUUUUCCUCCUUUUUCGCAGUUUUUCAAUCGUACUGAAGGUAGAAAAAGUUGGUGGAAAAAGUUUCCAUCCAAUUAAUUUUCUUUCAACCUGGAAAAGAAAAAGCAUGAACAGUUUUUAACGCGACGUUUUUCUUCGAACUUCAAAACCUUUCAAAGAAAUAGGAAUAUUCAAUUUUUUUAAAUAUCAUCUAUAGAAAUUAGGAGACUAAAUAGACGCCAAGAGGCUGUGUCGAAAUGAUCGCUAUUGCGCAGAGAAUGGCACCGGGCUUGGGCAUUUCAAGGACGAAACACUUGAGUUAAAAGAAUAUCUGACCGACGGCCGUGCGCCGGAAAACAAAACAGAUCUGAGAAACUCAACACGAACUAAGAGGCGCAGAGCCUGAAGGUGAGAGGUUUUGGGCCAUUUGCCGCCUAGUGCAAAUAUUAUGUGCACUUGCGGCGAUUAUCGUCAGACGGAGCAUUUGCGCCACCUAUUCUUAUCCCCUUGUACCUCGGAGCCGUGCCGGAGACUUCAGUUUCCGAAAAUACGAGUGGACAGCAAGAAAACAAUGUCUCCAGUAGGAUCCUUAUCUGAAUUGCGAUCAAAACUUGCGAUGCGCCUUUUUUCAGCCGUCUUCAAGUGAACGUUUUCCAACGCUUUUCGACCCAUUUACUUUCUAAACCCAGUUCGACUGUCUCACUUCUGAUUUCUCAGUGUCAUCUUUUUGGUUUUUUUUUCUAUUUCAGUGCCAGUCUGUGUUGAUUAAAACAGUUUUUGGCCUUUUCACAAGUUAAAGAGUUUACCUUGAAAGGGAAAAAAACGGAAGGGAGAAAUCAUUGAAAUGCGGUGAAGUGUGAGAAAUUGCGUUCCCUUUUCAAAACUUUUUUUUUGCUGGAUCCCGUCAACGAUUCGUGGACAUCACUCCUGUGCCACAUUUCUUUCUUGAAGUCGGAAUUCCUUCUCCAUUUCGCUUAUAUUCACAUUUUUUGCGUUUUCUCAAUCAAAAAGAAGUUUUCAGGCUUGCUCAAAGGUGGCUCUCAUUCGAGAAGACCUGUCAUUGGUUCCAGGUAACUUUCUCCCUAAAUAUAUGGAUUAGAAAAAAAAAAUAUUGAAGAUUACUUUCUUGGUUUCUCUCUUUUUUAACGUAGUGAGAAAGGAUAUUUACUGAACUUCCCAGCAAUGAAUCUCCUUCCCAUAUGGUAGCUAACCGUCGCCAUGAGAAAAAAAAAGAAAUAGAGCGCCAGAUGGCUUAUCGGCCUCAAUGCCAUUUCUUCAUUCCGGCUGUUUUUCGGCGCAAAUUUCCUUCUGCGUUUUUUUUUCCCGAUUUAGGCCUACUCAAAAGCUAAUUUAUAUAGUCUCAAAAAAAUUUCUCAAUUCUUGUAACCUAAAAACGGAAUUUGAAGUGUAAUAGGUUUAUUUUGAAAGCCUGUCUCUUGGUUCCACAGUUUUUAUUUUCAUGUUUCGAAAACCAUUUUUUUAAAGGAAUUUUCGUGGAACAAAAUAGCGUGACCGAUUAUUUUCUCCGAAAAAGCGUCAUUUUGUUUUUUUGAAAUGGGUGUUAGGAGAACUUUCAUUUUUUUUCUCGAGCAAGAAAAUCAAAAAAAAAAGUUGUUUACCAGUCGCUUUCGUUUAAGGAUAACUUGAAGACCUAUUUUCUGAAGUUUCUUCCAAAAACUACCCUCACUGGAUUAAAUUGUCCAGUUUCUGCGUUGUCCGCUUUUUUAUUUUCAUUUUUCCUGAAAAGUGAACCUGGACUUGUUUCUAUGACGUAGUGUUAAAGACUGGACACUUCAGCGAGAAAAGUUAUAGUCUUGUUAUGGAAGUUUCUUUGUAUUGAUUUCAUUUUAUUUCUUGACUGAUUGAUGGGAUUUAUACGGUAAACAAAAUUCAUCUAAUUUUAUUGUUUCUUUGUUGAAGUCUCUUUGUAAAGCUAUGGUGAAAUAAAUUAAGAUACUGAAUUGUUGAUUUAUUUCUUUUUAUUAUUUUAUUUUGUUGGCUGCAUUCACUCAGAAAGCUUCUUAGAAGGAGGCAAGUGGAAGGAAAUAAUUCUCAAACUGGGAGAUUUUUUGGUCGUUUUCAUCAAAGUUACUGUUUUCCUAACAGUUGUUAGAAGAAAUAAACAGUUCAUCGAAAAAUGGGAAAAAUUUGAUCUGCUAUAGGUAAUACUUUGAUGAAGUAUCGGUUCUAUGAACUCUAUGAAUUCUAUGAACUGGAGAACUUUUCUCCUUUCCUUGUACUGUGUGCCGUAGAAGAAAAAAAGGUCUUCGAACUUUUCCUUGUCUCAUAACUUUUUUAGUUUGUCAAAUUGAAAACUGGUUAAUGUCCUGAAUGUCUUUUCGAUUAAAAGCAAGUGGCUGAGAUGGAAUGCACGGAACACCGUGUGAUACAGGUAAACGUCCAGGAACCACGGAUACGUCGCUAGUUCAAAAAGCAAAGUUUAACGUGAUACUAUUUUUGGGCGACGAGAUUUGCAAGGAAUUAGAUAGAAAGCUGGAAAAAAUAUGAAAAAGAAGAGCCAGGAUUUUCGUGGUUCAAUUUGUUAGCUGUAAGCCAUUCGAUUUUUAUGUCCCUAAGGCCUCUAAUAAUGUAAAUAGCGCUAAAUCUGUAGAAUUUAUUUUUAAAAGUUUUUUCUCGGAUUUUCGAUAAACUUUCUCUUGAAUAUAUAAACUUCGCACCUUGGAGAUGCAAAGUAAACCUUGAAGCGUUUAUUGAGGUUUGAUGGCGACUGAUUUGCCGAACAUCACACUAGCAAACUGGUAGUUGAGGGUUUUUAUGUCCCUAAGGCCUCUAAUCGCUUUUCUGUGGUUAGAUGUAAUGUAAAUUGAUCUCCAAAAAGUCUUCAAAAAAAAAAAAGAGAACUUUUAUAUACGUUUUCAGUUUCAGAAAUUUGCAUUUCAUAGGUAAAACGGAAAUUUUCCUUUGAGCACCCUCAGAAGGAGCUGAAACGGUUCCACUAAAAGCUCCAAAAAUGAUAAGAAAAUUACGUUGAACCCUUAUUAUAACCUCGGAGGAACCUUUUUGGAUCUUUUCGAACCUUUUUAGUUGCUUUCCAGCAUAUUUUCGUUGAGGGAUGCGAAAAAGGUGCAAACAUGAAAUAGAAAAGAUCUGCUGGGACCCUUAAAAGAUCUUUUUUAAGAAUAUUUUUUGAAAAUUGUUUUUUAAAAUAAAUUCAUUGGACCUAGGUUUAAUUGCUAAAUACAUCUUUUCAAUAUUUUUUUGAUUGAAUGAAAGAUGUUAUCUGUCUGUGAUUCGCCCUUUUUUAAGCCGUUAAUUUUCAUAAUUGGAAACGGCUUCGCGUUACUUUGUAGAAUUUUCGUCCUCAUUCAAUUUCAUUUAUGUUUUUGCUCAUUCUUUAAAAAAAAACAGAGUUUCCAGAUAAUUCAAAAAAAAAAACGUGAGAUUAUGCGAUUUUAAAGUGUUUUGACAAAAUGUCUGUCUCGUUUGCCAAUCUCCAGCCUUAUCGCUGAUUUGUACACAAAGCGACUGUCGUCCGUUCGCCUUGAUACUUUUUACGGUCGUUUUUCGUCCCUUCCCUCAUGCUUUUAAAGAUUCACUGCUUCUUCGAUCUUGAUAGUUCACAUUCGUAUAGUUUUUAAAUGAUCCCCGAAGCGCAAAAAGGUAUGAAGUCACAGUAAUAGCUACUUGUGCUCGACGUUGAUCCAACGACUCUUUUGUUUUUCUUUUGUUUUUCUUAAUGUUGUAUCCAACUUUCUUCUACAAUUUUUUGCUAAGACAGUUUCGAAUUCGUUGAUGACCUUCACCGGCCAAGAAGUAGUCAAUCGUCGUCGCCUUGGGUUUUUUCGUCGCUUUUUGCCUUCGACGCCCACAACUUCGCAACCUUCAUUCAGUUCUUUCCUAUAAUUGGCGGGGUCCUGUUCUUGCGUUCUUUUGUUGUCGUUCUGUCCCACAAUAACUAUUAAGUUCAAUAUACUUUUCAUUCUUUGAAUGAUCUGCGCUGUGAAGUUGAAAAAGGUUAUUUUUCAACGCGUGGGUUCGUAGAAAUAAGCAUCUUUUUGCUCCAGUACUCAAUGGUCUCUGAGAUGAUCCUAUACGACCUCCGCCGCGCGGAUCUUCCAAACACGCAUGAAAAACAAGACAGAACUGAUUAGUUAACCAUCCAACGACGAUAUGGAUAUGAUGGGUUUUCUGGGUCAAACCAAUAGGACGUUCGCUACCCGAUAUCCAUUAGUUCCCAAAUCACUAAUUUUUUUUCACACUGUUUGCUUUUGAGAACUAGGUUGUGACGACAGGAGACGAGAAACGGAAUCAAGGUUGCCAGGUUUUUUCUCAUUCGAAUUGAAACCCACCAUUUCUUUAUUUUUUCGUUAGUUGUUGAGAGUUUCGUAAAAAGGGUGCUAAAAAGUUUAUUGUUAAAAAAUUUUUUCGAUGGGGCGGAAUUGAGUGUUUUGAAUCCUAAUAUCAAUUCUGAUUUCUCCGUAUUUUUUUUUUUACAAUUUUCCAUGACUUCGAAGAGGGAAAGACAGAAAAGCUUCCUCGCGACUGGCCAUCGAAUCGAUUCGAACCCACAGACGAUUACGAUGAGAAGCCGAUGAUUGAUAGGAGAGUGUGGGAUCCGUGAAGACAUCUGAUGACGCUCACCCGACGCGCGACGUUCGAAACCGCCAUGGAACGCCCUGCUUUCAUCAUAUCCUUUCAUAUCGAUUCUCAACUGAUCUCGUCCCAUUUCAUUUUUCUUCCUCAAGAAAAGCUCCUAUGUUUCUGUUCUUGGUUCUUUCGUCUUACAGUGCGAAACUCAUUAAGUAUCAAGAUUCUUUCUCUUCGAAAACUGAUGAAAAUUCUUACAGCGUUUUCUGCUUGUUCGAUACGGUCUUAGUUUAGAAGUUUUUUCUGGAGUUCCUCACUAGAGUCUUUAAUUAUAAUUCAAAUGCAAACGUUCGAUCGGUUUUGGAGGUAUUUCUCUGUCUCCUCAUCCUUCUCUUUUGAUGUUACUUUGCGAGUCAAAGUUGCAACCAUGCGAUUGCGACCUUUUUUGAAGGAGUUUCUCUUCUCGGAAUUUUCCUAGAUACCGAUUUCGUUGAAAUUUCCAAGAAUAACGGUAACGCAUUUCAAAAGACGGCCUGGAUCAUGCGGUGAUAAGAGGAAAAAAAGCUCGAGAAACCGCCCUGGUCGACCGUUGGGUUUUGAUCAAUCGACGACGCCCUUCCUCUUCGAACUGCAAAGUGUGGAUGGACUGGUCAUAAACCUUUUCGGAACGGCGUCUGAAGGUCUGCCGCAAACUUCUUCCGAGAAUAAAUGGAAGUUAGACGCCUAGUUUUAUUUUUAACUUUGUUGUAAUCCUCGAUUGAAUCACAUUAUUUGUCUUCCUAACUUCCGUUUUUUUUUUUUGGAAACUCUCCACGUCGGCAAAAAGCUGGCGCCUGAGCAAAUAUUUCCGUUUUAGGAAGGAUAGGCGUCUCCAACUUGUUGUAUUGUGCCAUUCCAUUCGACCAUUUCCACGCACGAUUUUUUGAGCUCCUUAGAAAACGGGUCGACGCACGAAAAACGUGUGCUCCUGCAUGUAGAUGAGGUUUAUCCGCAGAGCAAGUUUUUCAUUUACUUUUUUAGGCUCUCCGCCAUUUCUGUCGGCGGAAAACCAAACUAAUCAAUUGCGAUAAAUUUAGUUAAUGUUGAAGUAAAUGUUGUAAGAAAGCUUAAAAUUCAUUAUGACGUCAGUGAAAACUUUUCAUAUGAGCAGCUUCAAUUGUUUUCAGGUUGAAAAAAACUUGCGAAUCUUUAAUUAUAUUCUAACUUUGAAAUAAAUAAUUUUUUUUCGCUUUUGGUCCUUAUCAUUCGAGUAAGAAUCCCUUCGACUUUUUGAAUUUUUAUCUUUUUAUUUCGUUUUAGUUCAGAGUCUAAUCUCAGAAUUUUUCUCCAGCCUUUCCUACAGUUUUUGAUAAAUAUUUACAGUCAAACAUGGGAAUUUCGAAGCACCUAUUUUGCUCUUUGACAAUAAAUGUUCCUUUGGUGAUUGCACGGCGAACCGUCAUCUUCAAACAAAUACACAAACUUUUCAUGGAUCCUAUCCUCUUUUUCAAACAAAAAAAUAAUAUUUUCCCCAACUGUCCAAGAAUCGAACCAAACGUAAAAUAAUAAACAAAAACUUUCUGAAAAUGAAAAUUAGCUCUGAAAUACAAGUGACGUUGCUUUUUUUGUUUUUCAUGUGAUAGUAUCUAAAUUUCUUCCCUCGUGUUAAUUAUGACGUAGUUUUGGAUGAAAGAUUAAUUUCUGGAUGACUCACUUGAUUGAUUUGAUUCAACAUGUCUGUCUAGAUGGUGAGAACCCCUGAUUGAUUUUUUGAAGGGUUUCCCUCUGGACUGGAUCAAUUUCUUUAAAAUUUAAUCGGAUUUUUGGUCGCCUUCUUUUUACAAUGUGAGGUAUCAAAAAACCGAAAAAUUUUCAUAUGUCACAUAUAUCAAUUUAGCGUCAGUUUCCAGCUUCAAAAAAAAAGAAUUAGCUCUACAUUAUAUUUUGUUUUUUAAAAUUGUUUUUUGAUGUUUAAAAAUAAGGCUAGGUGUAUUUAUUCCAUAGAUAUUCCCAGAUAAUCCAUAUUCAAAAGGCUUUUCGUUGGCUCUGAUUCCUUAUUUUUUGAUAAUGGAAUUUUUCUGGAGAAUUUUCCUCUUUGGGCAAUGUUUUGGACUAUGUCAAGCAUCCCGAUAUCGUUGACAAUAUGAUAAUCGAACUAUGGAGAAAAAAAAACACGGACGGUCACGCAUUGGUGGCCAGGCAGCUAAUCGAACUCGUUUUUUCUCUUUUUUCCUCUUCACAACUUUUUUUCUCCUGCGAAAAAUAGGAAUUCAACUUGUUUUCAUAUCUAGAAUGUUUUCAACUUUUUUUGAACUGUGUAAUUGCGGCAUGAUUACCGGAUGAGACGUUUCUUGUCCCGCGAAAUACACGUUUGCGGUCAUAUGGGAAUUAGUUUCCUUCUAAAGUAAUGUUUUUAAAGACUUUUUGUUGCAGACUGAUCGUGUGAGAUUUUUGAUUCUUCAAAAGUUUUCAAUGAAAUCCGUUUUUUUCUUUCGUGUUGAACAACCAGCCACACCUUAUGACCUGGUUCAUGUAGAGAAAAAAAAAAAUUAUUUUCUGGUUAUAUUUACUAAAUUAGCUUUUAAAACUUUCAAAUUUUAAGCUAAGCCUACACCGCUGAUUUGAGCAUGACGUCAUCCGUUUCUCUGUUUUUACUUCGGCUUCUAAAACUUCGACGUCAACAUAAAAAAACAUUUGUAGCCAAUUCACUCUCUGCGGCAGGAACAAAAAAAACUUGAAAUUUUGCAAUCUACUUCGACAAUCUUGGUGUUUAUGCCCAGAUUCUAAUACAAAAAUUGCGACUCGUGCACUUGUCCCAUGCAAAGUUUACCGAACUUUUGAAGCGCCGCCCAUUUUUGGGCAGCGUCUACAGUUCUCGUCGUGAUGAGCCCUGCCUCCUCGAAUUCCAGAUGUCGGCAAUAUAAAUGUAUCUUUGGAGGUCGCCUUGGAACAUUCUAUUCUUUUCAAACUGACAAUCGAAAAUUUUUUCUAAUUGAGAUACUCGACAUCCGAACUUUAAGCUGCUGAUUAGGGAAAUGUUAAAAAGAUCUGAUUUUUUUUUUGUAUGACAAACCUUAGCUUGACUUUUUUUUCUCAGUUUCGAUCAUUCAUAGAAAUUAUCACUUCGAAGCAGUACCUAAGAAUGGAAAUUUUCAAAAUGAAUAUAUCUACUAGGAAGAACGGUUAACCAUUUCAUUUUUUUUCGAAGAGGAUGUAUACCUGUUUUCAGUCACGGACACAUCAAGUUCACAAUUAUUUUUAAUAAGAAAUCGUUAGCGAUAAUCGCAUCAACUUUCAAGAAAUCUUGUUGCGACAUUUAUCACUUUCGACCAUCCGCUCGGCCUAAUCCAUUUGUCCCUUCCGUUUUAAUCCGCUCGUUUUCUCAUGUGCAACGGUUUGCCCGUAGAAUUGCAUGGAAUUAAGGUCGGAAUAACCGGCGAACAACGCGCGUUUUUCCAUCCGCUUUCACCUCCAUAAUUGUUCGACUUCAUCUGUUGUUUUUUCAAUGAUUCCAUGAGGUCUUUUGAAACAUCAUCAUAGGUUUCAACUGUCUUUCUUUUUCUGCUACUUCUAGCUUUUGUUUCUUAUCAAUCUACAAAAGAGUUUUUUUUUAGGAUACUGUGAGGUAAGUAUAGUUUUCGGGAAAAAAAAUUUUUGGAAUUUUGUUCGAGGAAUCAGGCGAAAAAAAUCAAGUCGAGAUGUUUUUUUGUAAUGCGUGACAGAUCUACAUUAAAAAUAUUCAUUUUCGUUCUUUUCGCUUCGUUUUUCAAUGAAUAUUUGAAAACGCUGUCUGAAAAGAGUAGCUGGUUGUUUAUUCUUAUUUUUCUUCUCACAGAGAAGAAUUUAGUGCUGAUUAUGAGCAAUUAGCCGACAAACUACCCAAAUGAGACAAAAGCGACACCGCCGUUGACAACCGACGGUCCGUGUUGACAUUUGUAUUUUUCUACCGGCAAAAAGCCUUGAAAGCUAACAUUUGGGCGGGCAACAGUCCAACCGGUCUCGUUAACUAGUCUCACUUCGCCAAUCUUCUAUUACAUCCUUACAGUUAUUUUAAUUUUGUUUUUAUCUCAUUGCUUUCUUCUUUAGCUGUUGAAAGGAUUUUGUUUGAUUUCAACACUUACUGAUGGGUUUUUUGUAGACAUGCGAACUCCGCAGCAGCAGACGGACGCGGAAGUCCCUACGGCGAUGGAACUUCUUGAGGCGAGCAAGCCGCUCUACGUCAAAACCGACGUUCUGAAGCAAGUCCGCGUUGGUGAGUCCAUCAAAUUUUCAGCCUUGAUUGAAAUUGUAGACGAAGGAGUAUCUAGAAGCUCGUUAAUUUUAGUUCUGAAAAUUUUAUCGACGGCAAGUCGCAACCGAAAAACACCAGAAAGUUGAGCUCAUAAAUUUUUGAAUCUUCGAAAGUUGGUAACCUUUUUUUUUCGGGAUUAUUUUUUUGCAGUCGUGCGAUAAUUUUUUGCAAUUGAUCAGGUUAUUACGAUAAGUAUUUGAUGUAUUAAGCUAUAAUGCCUUUUCACGUGUGAGUAGAAGAUUUGCGCUGUUUAAGAGUCAGGAAAAGUGACUAUGACUUGGCCAACAACUUCCAAAAUAUUUGAAAUCGAAAACGUGUUUGAGUAGUAUUACUCAUAAUUCUGAAUGUUUGAGCCGUUGGAGUUGAAAGUUGUAAUGAGGGAGCGUCCUUCUGAGGAAUUUAGUGUUCGAAAUGACCACUCUCCUCCAAAAAUAAAGCACGAACUCGUUUUUGUUUACCUCUUGACGAUAUAAAACAGUUUGCUGCGUUGAAACUUCCCAUUUAAAUGAGUUUCAAAACACUCUUGCCCAUAUUGAGUCUUUCAAAAAGUGUUUGUUAGUCUGGAAAGUUGUUUUGAAAAUCAGCCGACGACUUCUCUUUCCUUUUUUCUCUGCCUCUCGUCGUCUAGCCAUUCUUUAUAAAUUGGCACACCUGUUUUCGAUUGACAAUUCUUUACACUGUCUAAUUCGAAUUCAGAAUCUCAUGACUUUUUUCGUCACACAAGUGAAACUUUUCAGAACCCGGCAAACCAAGAAUCUUUGAAACGACCAGCCAAACCGGCGAAUUUAAUAGGCCAACCCGACUGGUGAGGAUAUUUCCCAUAUUGAAGCUGUAUCGUUUUUCCUUUUCUGAAUUAUCAUCACGACCAUUUCAGUCCCUGCCUUCUGUAUCCUCGACCAAGUCGCAGGUCCAAAUUCCCUCCUCGUUCUCAGCGUUUCGUCAGGUGCACGAACCGCCGCCGCUUCCGCCCAAAAGCGACCAAAUCAGACAAAGAGUACUCAGGUAUCGGGAUAGGAUUAAAUUGAAAAUAUAUAAUCUCCGUUUCCUAGGAUGCGAGUAUCACCGAAAGGAUCUCCUCCGCCGUUGCCACCACGGAAAAGCUCCGAUCAGAGCACAACAGAUGAAGAGCAAGUGGUGCCGCCUGUUCCCAAGCCGAGGCUUAGUAAAAUGGUACGCGUUUAACGGGAUUUAAAACAAGGAAAAACUUGAACCAAUUUAUUUCAAACCAAGUUAAUUUUCAAGAAACUUAUUUUUUGGUCAUUUUCCCAUUCUUGUGUUGUAACAUUUAAGUUAAGCGUUUUAAAUUUCGUUUGCUUUUGACGCCUUUCCGAAUAAUUUUAAAUUAUUGAUGACCAAACUGGGAAAAAUGUUUUGGUUCUAUUUCUGCAGCGUCAUAAACUUUUGUCUGUGUUAAAUGGGAAGGCUUGCCGGAUGUUUAAAAGUCUGAAAAAAAUUUCCAAUUGUUUCAAAAUAAUUUUUAGAAAUCGACGGGAUCCAAUGAAGAGAACCUGCAGCCACAUCCGAAGCCUCGAAUGAUCGAAGACUGUCGUGAAGACGAAGCCGUGCGCCGCAUGUUGAACGAGUACAGAGCCUCGCGAGGUUUGGAUUGGACUCAAUUCCUGGAGCUAAAUGGAGCUUUCUGCAGGUCGUGGAGUCUCGGCGACGCCCACAUCGACAGCCCAGUAUCCAAAUUCCGUUUCGGCGUUGAAACGGAGGGCUAACGCGAGGACAAGAUCUCCGACUGUGUUGGAGGAAGUGGUGGGAAACCUUUCCUAUUCAUUUGUAAAAUUUAAUUUUCGUUGAAAUCGUCAAUGUCUUCCAAGCAUAAGCAAAAUUAUAGAAGCGUUUUUCAGACCAACACGACGUCAGCGGACGUAUUCCCGGUGAUGGACGACUGCGAGCGAGAUUAUCUUCGAGAAGCUGUUGAACAGAACUCUUCCGUCGACUUCCCUUGCGACAUCGAUGACAGGUUUUCUGACAGUCGUUCCGCUGUAUUCAUUGGCCCCUUCUUCCAGUGACGUCUCCUCGCCUUCGGAGCUGAGGUUCGCCUGUAAACCGUCCUCCGCAAUGGCCUCUCCCAUCACAGACAGCGGCCUUCCCUGUAGUGACUGUGAUGACCGCAGGUAUCCAAUUGACAGAGGGUCCUGACCGAAUCAGUGUUCGCAGGCAUCAGACAUGCUCCAACAAGUCAGAAGAUGACGGGUUUUUUGACGCCAGUCUUCAGAAGCGCGACGACGAGAGUGGCUCAGAACCUCUGACCUCUGUUUCGAACAUCAGAUUGGAGGCUAUCGUUCCGGAAAUCACAUCCAUCGGUACCACCCGGAGAGAAUGAAGACACCAACAGACUCUUUUCAGAGCCGCGAGCGGCAGUCAGCGAGUUGGAACGAAAUGCCCGCGUUAUCCGCUGGAUACACGGCUGUCCGACCAACAAUCGGCCGGCGGCAGAGGCUCUAUGA
Molecule: messenger RNA, 13826 nt
Organism: Caenorhabditis auriculariae
Lineage: Eukaryota; Metazoa; Nematoda; Chromadorea; Rhabditida; Rhabditidae
Source: the annotation of a GenBank genome assembly